Molecule: messenger RNA, 6628 nt
Organism: Hyla sarda
Lineage: Eukaryota; Metazoa; Chordata; Amphibia; Anura; Hylidae
Gene: AKAP11
Product: A-kinase anchoring protein 11
Exons: 12
Coding region: 325-5784 (1819 amino acids)
Biological process (GO): intracellular protein localization
Cellular component (GO): cytoplasm
Molecular function (GO): protein kinase A binding
Source: RefSeq, a predicted model, not a curated record
UGGCUGACAAUGGACAAGGACAUGGUUGCCAUGACUACAAACUGAGGGAGAUGCUCAUGCUUGAGGGCAGAUCAAAAUACCCUUUCUAAUGGUGGUCUGUCUAGUCAGCACUGAGCAUGGUAACCCUGAGUGCAUGCCCUCACAUAACCUCUGCUCCAAAGACCUCCUAACAGUUUUUCAGAAUGACAAUUUAUUGACAUGACCAUGCUUCUUCUUUCCAUCCAAUGAUGUACUCCCUCUGCUCAAAGUCUGUUAACUUGGCAAAAUGUUUUGGAAUGCAUCGUACAGAUAUGCAGGCAGUCUAAGAAUCUUGGACCUAUCAUCAUGGAUGCUUGCACUCAAAGCCUGUGUUGCCAGAUGAAGCCCAAAUUAUCUGUGAAAAAAGAAAAUGUCACCGAAGGCCUGUUGAGUUCUGUGAAGUCCUUACUACAAAGCAGGAAAGAGCUGUGCACCAUCACAGACAGUGACAAGACAGGGGAUUUUAUCGAGGUCACUUUCCUUGGGCUUUCAGAGGAAUCAGGAGCAGGAAAUAUUCAGGGUGUAGCAGCAUUUCACUUGGACAUUCCAGAACUGGUCAGAUCUCUUCAUCUGUGCAACCUAAAUGAAAAUGAAGUCCUCCUUUUAAAGGAUGUAAAGGAAACGACAAAAUCAAAUGCGUCACAGGGUCUUUUUUUAGGAGCAAUGUGUCUAAUGAGCACUUCAUCAUUCUCCCUCUUUAAAAGUGAUGCUCUGUUUGUAAUGCUGAGCAAAUAUACAGCUGGUGUGAAAUAUGCAAUGGAGCAAGAAUUCUUAAACAGGUUAAAUAAGAAGGCCGAGCACCAUGAAGAUGAUGAUACCAAUCACUCUGUGUCUUCAUUUGAGGAUGAUUUUGUAACUGCAUUUGAACAUUUAGAUGAAGAGGAGCCUACAAAUACAAACCACAGCCAAGGACUUGGAUGGGAAACUGUGAAAAAUCAACGUGACGCUUCUUCACAGACUCAACCUUCCCACUGCGUAGACAUAAGUGGAUCUAAAAUCAUAUUCAGCUCAGUGCGUCGUAGAUCUUCCAUCAAGUCUGCCGUUCUAAUGGGUUACUUAGGACUUCCAGAAAUAGCAUCUACUGUCAAAAACACAGUCACAACAUCCAUGUGUAAUACCUGGAAACAGAGAAAUGUUUCUGCCCAUGAGAAAAUCGUAUUAUCUCCAUCUCCUGUGGAAACCUCUGAAUCUGAGUGCUCUAGUCCAAGUCCUAUAAUUUUCUUAGAUGAAGAGGGUUACCAAAAGAGCUUAAGAGCAAAGCUCAGUCUGCCAAAGAUCCCUGUUGGCAAAGAUGGCAUUGAGGACUCUGACUCUGAAUUAAGUGAAUUCUUUGAUAGUUUUGAUAGAUUUGAUGAACCAGAAACCUCACCAGAUGCCCCAAAUAACCAGAAAGCUGUUUUUGCCAGUCCACCCAAAAAAAGGAAGUGUGCCAAGGGAAGCAUAAGUACAGUUUGCAUGAAUCCACAAAAGUUUAAAUUUGAUUGUCCUGCUCUAUCAGCCUGUGUAAAAAAGCCUACUCCUCGUAAAGCAGAAUCUCCAUUUAGUAAUAUGAGUGAUGUUCCAGAUUCCCCUCGACCAACAAAAACCUGCUCUGAGGAUAACAGUACGUUGUUUAGUCCUAUCCGAUCAUCUGCCUUUAGUCCUCCUGGAGUUCCCUCUACAUCAGAGUGUACAUCUCAUUUACCGAUUCAGGGAGAUUUUCCUCCUUUUGCUGACAAUUUUUAUGAUGGGUUAAGUGAUUACGCAAACCGUGUGUGCAAUGACAUGUUUGACACAGUUCUAAAUACCAAUUCGCUCUCCAAAACUGUAAAAAAAGAGCAAGAGAAAACUCCAAAACUAAAACGUAAAUCUCAUGGCAAAGAGAUGGAACGGAAGUCAAAGUCCAAACACAAAUCCAUUAAGGGAGGAAUUCAGAAAUUUGCAUCAGACCUGGUAGAAAAGAGUUUAGGUGGUGCAUUUAAGGACUUGCAAAGAGGUGUUUCAUCUUGUACAAGUGCACUGUGCCACCUAGCUGCAAGGCUAACUUCAUAUGUUUUUCAAAUGGCAUUCUAUGAAAUUGGUAGGAGACAGGCAUUCUCCAUUAAGAAACGAGCCAUCAAUAGUCUGGCAAACCUCAUGGUGAGUGAAGUCAUUACAAGUGCUUUACAAGAGCUUAGGUAUAUAAAGAAGCAAAUGGUUACCAAUGCAGUAACCCGAUUUGCAGCAGACCUUGCUGAGGAACUGGUUUUUGAAGGAAUUAUGGAAGUGUGUCAGUUUUCCCACCCUCCAACCCCAAGUGUUUCUUACUGCCAGUCAUUUGAUUAUGAAGAUGUAGUAGUAAGUUCCUAUGCUAAAGACUUAUCAGAAUCUGUAAUCCAGGAAGCUUUUAUUGAACUUUCUCAGGUGAAUGUAGGUUUUACUCCAGAAGCUGCUAUAAGUGUUUCAGUGGAUAACCUCAAAUAUGUAAGCUCUGAAGGUAUGAUGCAGUCAAGUCCAUCAUCACCCGUGUUCCCUGCUCCCAGAACUCAAGAAGUUUCACCUAUAGUGCAGAAGUCUAACAGAGACUUCACUGUUCAGUAUGCUUUGUUCUUUACAUCUGGUCUUGUCAGCUCCGUUCCUGUACCUGUAGCCGCUAAAGUCUUGAGCCAACAACCAUUAUCAAAUGAUCAAACGUUGUGUGUGGAAAGUGUAAAAAAUUAUCAUAUUUCUGCAAAAAGCAUCUCUGAUAUGUCAUCCGACAAAAAUAUUAUACUUGGUAAUAGCCAGGAAGAUGGAGAUGGCAUUAAAACCUUUUCUGUAACUAUGGUGGAUAUGAUUGUGAAUGAAGCAUAUGAUGUUAUAAAGUCUGCCAAAACUGUGGACGAUUAUGCUGAAAUGAUGACCAAUAAAAUUAUUGGCAUGCCUAUUCAAGUCUCUUUGGAUGGAAGGGCCUCACAAAAUCAUGAAGACUCGGGCAAGGCCAUAUUUAAACAUUCUGUUGGUAAGAGCACACAAACUGCCUCAAACUUGUUAGAAGAAAUAAAGUCCAGCAUUUUGGUUGACCAUAAUAAAAAUCUUACACAUGAAACAGAAAUGAUUUAUUACACUCCAAAAUCUUCUGAGCAACAGAAAAGGAUUUUUAGAUGUCCUCAAGCCGUGGAGCAUGCCACACCAACCCCAUCAUACUUUUCUGUUAAGCCACUGGAACCGGAUAACAAGUAUCCCUUAAGCACUUGUCCGGGAACAUCAAAUGCUUCGAAUAAUAAAACAGAAACUACAACUUCCAGGAGAAACGCACACAGUACCGAUGGAUCAGACCCUUCGUUGUUUAGCCUUCACAGCUGUCUCCCUCACAUUAAUACUUUUCCCUCCGUAAUGUGUAGUUGUCGUGAUGACUCCUUCGUUGAAGAAAAGAAUCCUCAUAAAGAGUCUGUGUCCAGAAUGCCUGGUACACCACCACCAACGCCUUUGACAAGUUAUGACAGAAGUCCAGAAAGGAGCAUGCGAAAACUUAACAAAAGACUAAAGGGACAACUGGCAAAAGAGUUUUAUCCGGCCACCCCACCAUCUACUCCUCAUUUUUCUAUACAUGAACAGGAUAAUGGUAAGAAAGACGAUUUUAUGCUCAAGCUCAUGAGAUCGCUGUCUGAAGAAGUUGAAAGCUCUAGCAGUGAAGAGAGCUCUGAAGAACUUGAGGUAUCAGAAGAAACCUGCAGAUAUGCAGACUAUUUAUCCAGUAACAUCAUAUCUGUUGCUACUGACUUGGCUGCUUACUCAAUAGAUGAUGACUCUUCACAAGGAGCAACGCCAAGGAACCUGUCCCAGUUAAGUGUUCUGAGUGAUAAGUGGGGAUACCCUGCCUACAUGAGAAAUAUUACAGAGGAACUUUUAGACACACUCUGCAAAUAUGCCAACAGUGUUGCUGGUGAAGUAAUCAGUGAUGCAAAGGAAACCAUAGGAAGCCGGAAGAACUCUCUGUGUGAUGUAGAUUAUUGUAAUUCUCAAACAUCAGGCAAAGAUUGUCGACAUAAAAAAAGUAAAUUUUUUAAUGUAGAUAUGAGUUAUAAAGCAUCUGAUCCUACUACACUUUCUCUGCCUCACAAUAACUGUGGAACCGGUUUGACUUCUAAGUACCCUAGCUGUGAGAGUGUGACUGAGGAAUAUGCCGAUCACCUUAUCAGAGUACUAAAGAUGGAAGGUGGGAAUAGUGAGUUAAUAUUAGAUCAGUAUGCAAGCAGGUUAGUUUACAGAGCUAUGAAGUCUGGCCUCCAGCAGGCCUCAAAAAACAUCAAAGUUAAAUGUAACCGUAAGAUUGUGUCUAAAGUGAAGUCGGAGGCCAGUACUAGCAAAGACAUUUUUAGAUUGUUAAAUAGGAGCCACCAUUCAGAGAAAGACAAACGUAGACAAAGUAAUGUUACCCUUCAUUCAUUCACUGAAGACUCAGUACAGAAACCUGAAUUUACUGCCCUACUUCAUUUGGCAGAGUCUCUUUCACAGACUAUAACAUGCGAUGUAAGGAGAAAGCUCAAAAUGUCCUCUGCGACUCUUCCCAAAUCACUGACUGAUUCUUGUCUCUAUUCUAAAUCUAAGAACGAUUACAUUACUGGUGAUCUAGUCAAAUCAUCAUUUCCUAAGUCACUUCUUCCUUUACCUUACCAUAAGCAGAAACUAUAUCACAGCACCAGCAGUUUAAAUGAUCAUGGUCUGAAUGAUGGUAUUCUAAAAGCUAUUGAGCAGUAUGCAUGCAAAGUGGUAGACAGAACCUUGGAAGUUAGCAUGGAAGCAGCCAAGCUGCAGGCAAUGGAGAAUAAGAAGAAAACUGAUAAGGUUCAUCAUGCUGGAAAACUGAUACAUUCUUAUGGGACUGCAUGCAGGCUUUGUAGUGCAAUCGAUCAGCUCGGCAGCUCUGUAUCGUCUUGUCAUUUCUUGCUAGGACAUGACAGCUCCAGAAAGGGUAAAUUGUGCUCUAAGUCCAGGCAAAACUCUUGUCAGAAAUCAAGAUUUUUUCAUCUUAAUAUCCCUAAGAUCCACAUUGACCUUGAUAAAAGAUCAGUGUUUGCUGAUAAAAUAGUAAGUGCAGCACUUGAGAAAGCAGAACGUGAACUGAGCAACGCAAGUCUGGGGGUUGAUAGUGGCGUUGGACACAAUGGCAUAAGCUUUGCUGAAAGUCUUACUGCAGAAAUCAUGAUGUCUGCUAUGAAGAAUAUUGGGCAUGUCAGUAUAAGUUCUAUUGGCAAAGAUGGCUUCCAGUCGGUGGACUCUGCAACCAGUCAACAUACUAGUGUCAGUGUAGGUGAUGACAGCACAGGCAGCUGGUCAAAUCUGAGCUUUGAAGAUGAACACCAAGAUGAAUGCAGCAGUUUUCUUCAUCUUAGUGACAGUAAUGGUAACAGCAGUAGCUGGAGCAGUCUGGGAUUGGAGGGAGACAUGUGUGAAGAGAAUUUAUCCUUUCCACCAUCAGACAGUGACGGGACAGAAGAAAAGGAUGAAGACCCCAAAAUAACUGCAGAAGUUGUAAAUCAACAGUUGAAGACUCUACACAUCAGAAAUGUGGACAUUGGACCAAGCUCAGUGGAGUCGCAGCUCAGGAUGAUAUUACAGUGGAUUGCAGCCUCAGAGUCUGGCAUUUCUGAGAUACACUUUCUCGACCAGGCCAAACAAGAGAUAUUGCCUCUAUUCAGACGUGUAAGAGAAAAAGGCUGGAAAAUUGGUGACCUUUUACAAGCUGUUCUACUGUACUGUGAAAACUUGGCUAUAUCUUCAGAUAUACCCUGUCCUUUGUAUGGCUGGCUUUUGGAAUAUUGUUAACGGGCACUUUAUUACUGAUGGGACAGAUGUGAAUUUAUCUGCACAUGGUUAUUUAAACAGCGUUUUUUGUUCAGUUACUAUACUGUAGCUUUGCAUUGUGGAAUGUGUGUGUGUACAGACCUCUCCAUAUAUACAUGAAGCAUAUCUACGGGAUCGGUACCAAGACAUUUCAAAUACCUGUAGUGUUCUUGGCAUAAAGUGAAGAGACGUUCAUAUAGCACUUGUUGUAUUGGCUUGAGGAUGCUAUUUUUAUGUCACAUAUCUGUAUCUGAUAAUUGCUUCUAGAUUUUAUUUAUGUCACAACAUAAAUAAAGUUAGAUUGCUACUUUAUCAUUUAAAGGACUUGUAUGCACAGCGCACAGACCUUGCGAGACACGUGAUUGUAUAAUUUAUAUUUUCUGAGCUCUUUGUAGUGAAAUGUACCUUAUUUGUAUCACAUAAUUCACAUCUUCAGGACAAAUCUAACCCAAGACUAACAGACCAAAGUAGAUAGUUCUUCUCUUAAAUUGGUAUGGAAGUCUAGGCACAUGUGCAUCAAGAUCAACCCUUUUCUUUUAGUUGUAAAAAUACUUCUUGUAUCUAACUUUACUGGCAUGGAGGUAUGUGAUGGAUAUGAGCAGUUGCCAGACAAAUAUGGUGACUCAUCAUUUUUGAAAGAGUUUGAAAGAUAAAAAGCCACCCUCUUUAACCCUUGAUUGGCAGUCCCCAUAAGUGUUUCUCAAAUUGUAAGCUGUAAAUUUUUUCUAAUCCUGUACAACUCCUUUUAAAGGAAAACCGACAUCCUGUUUACCAGCACUAAACCCAAUACACUGGGUUAUAGUGCGGGUAAACAGCAUCACAAAGA